GUGAGCACAGCGCAUGCGCGACAUUCCAAACCGGAAGGCGUGUCAGUAAACUCCCGAGUGAUUCAUCUUCUUACACAUAUACGAUCUUCGCUGCAACUCUUCUGACAGCUAGCAGAGCAGAGCAGAGCAGCAACUCUACGCUUCUAACUAAGCUGGGCGGAGAGGAGAGGGAAGGGGAGAGCUUUAACCCUGGUCUCCCCAGCCGACCCUGAGUAAACCAGCCAGCCAUGGAUGACCGCUCCUCACUUGGAAAAGUCAGCAGCUCCACCGAGUCCGUGGCCACCGUCACCAGUGAGGAGUUUGUUCUCGUACAGACCAGUGCCGCUGGGUCACCGCAAGGCUCCGAGGGCAAACCAAGACUCAAGAUGAAUGUGAAUGGUAAUGAGCAGCUGGAGAAAGCUAUGGAGGAGGUGUUGGAUGAUGACGAUGAGGUGAAGGUGGAGAAGAGCAAUGUUGAAAAGAUGGAGAAGCACAGGGAACCAGAGAGCCAAAUCCUGGAAACCCCACCUGCAGUUACAGAAACAUGUCAAGUACCAUCCAGCCCCACAGUGCUGGAGGAGGACAGUGUCCAGUUCAACAAGCUGUCCUACCUCGGCUGUACUUGGGUCAAAGCCCCUCGCAACGAGGCAGAGGCACAGAGGGCCAUGGCCACCCUGCGGGCCGAAAGCGCCAUCCCCAUCCCCAUAACCCUGCACGUCCCCUGUGGACCAGACGGCUCCGUCAGGAUUGUGGACCAGGCCUCCAGUACAGAGAUCGCCUCAUUUCCCAUCUACAAGGUUUUGUUCUGUGCUCGUGGAAAUGAGGGUUCAGUGGAAAGUGACUGUUUCUCCUUCACCGAGAGUUACCGGAGCUCUGAGGACUUCCAGAUUCACGUCUUCUCCUGCCACAUCAAAGAGGCCGUCAGUCGUAUCCUGUACAGUUUCUCCACAGCCUUUCGGCGUUCUUCACGGACGACAGACAUCAGGGACACCGCGCUGUCUGGUCCACCGGACGGCGACCUCUACACCUUCACUGUCUCACUGGAGAUCAAAGAGGAUGAUGGCAAGGGCAACUACAGUCCAGUGCCUAAGGACAGAGAUAAAUUCUACUUCAAGCUGCGACAGGGUGUUCAGAAGAAGGUCGUGGUUUCAGUUCAGCAAAUGUGCAACAAGGAGCUGGGCAUCGAGAGGUGUUUUGGGAUGCUGCUGAGUCCAGGACAGAAAGUCUGCAACAGCGACAUGCAUCUACUAGACAUGGAGUCGAUGGGGAAAAGCUCUGAUGGGAAGGCCUAUGUGAUCACAGGAAAAUGGAACCCGAACAUGGCGACCUUCCAGCUGCUGAAUGAAGACACACCUAAAGAUAAGCAGGUCUACAUGACAGUGGCGGUGGACCUGGUCGUUACCGAGGUGGUGGAACCAGUUCGCUUCCUGCUGGAAAGUCUGGUCCGGGUAUAUCCAUCAAACGAACGCUUCUGGUACUUCAGCCGCAAGACCUUCAGUGAGACCUUCUACCUCAAACUCAGACAGCAGGCACCAGAGAGGGUGGGUCAGAGCGAUGCUGUGUAUGAGGUGGUGAGUCUUCAGAGGGAGGCAGAGAGAAGCACUGAAGGACUGGCCCCUGAGGAAGAGGAGGCUGAUGAAGAUAGCGACAGUGAAAUCUCCAGUGGGACAGGAGAUGUUUCCAAAGACUGUCCUGAGAAAAUCCUGGAGUCCUGGGGAGGAAUCCUCACUAGAUGGCACGGGAACCUGUCCACUCGUCCGAAGGGUUUGCCCUCAUUGGUUCGCAGUGGCAUUCCCGAGCCACUCAGAGCUGAAGUCUGGCAGCUGCUGGCAGGUUGCCACGACAACCACGACAUGCUUGAGCACUACCGCAUCCUCAUCACCAAGGACUCCGCUCAGGAAGGUGUCAUCACCCGGGACAUCCACCGCACCUUCCCCGCACAUGACUACUUCAAGGACUCUGACGGAGACGGACAGGAUUCACUGUACAAGAUCUGCAAGGCCUACUCUGUCUACGAUGAGGAAAUAGGGUAUUGCCAGGGUCAGUCAUUCCUCGCUGCUGUUCUCCUGCUGCACAUGCCGGAGGAACAGGCCUUCUGUGUGUUGGUGAAAAUCAUGUAUGAGUACGGCCUCAGAGCUCUCUACAAAAACAACUUUGAGGAUCUUCACUGCAAGUUCUUCCAGCUGGAGAGGCUGAUGCAGGAACAGCUUCCAGACCUGUGGUCCCACUUCCAGGAGUUGAACCUGGAGGCACACAUGUACGCCUCUCAGUGGUUCCUCACCCUCUUCACUGCCAAGUUCCCCCUGUGCAUGGUUUUCCACAUCACUGACCUGCUGCUCUGUGAGGGUCUGAGCAUCAUCUUUCACGUAGCCCUGGCCCUGCUCAAGACGUCUAAAGAGGACCUCUUACAGGCGGACUUCGAAGGGGCUCUCAAGUUCUUCAGAGUUCAGCUCCCUAAACGCUACAGAGCUGCGGAGAAUGCCCGCAGGCUUAUGGAGCAGGCCUGCAACAUCAAGGUUCCAACCAAAAAGCUGAAGAAGUUUGAGAAGGAAUAUCAGACACUGAGAGAGAGCCAGCUGCAACAAGAAGACCCCAUCGACCGAUUCCAGAGGGAGAACCGUCGUCUUCAAGAGGCCAGUAUGCGAUUGGAACAGGAGAAUGACGACUUGGCCCAUGAACUGGUCACCAGCAAGAUUGCCCUUCGGAACGACCUUGACCAGGCAGAGGACAAGGCCGAUGUUUUGAACAAAGAGCUGCUGAGCACCAAGCAACGUCUGGUGGAGACGGAGGAGGAGAAGAGACGACAGGAGGAGGAGACGGCUCAGCUGAAGGAAGUGUUCAGGAGGGAGCUAGAAAAAGCAGAGCAGGAGAUCAAGAAAACCACAGCGAUCAUAGCUGAAUACAAACAGAUCUGCUCCCAGCUGAGCACCAGGCUGGAAAAACAGCAGGCGGCAACAAAAGAAGAGCUGGACAUCGUGAGGAAUAAAGUAAACGGCUGUGACCACUGUAGGGACCUGUUCACAACCCUGGGGUCCCUCCAGGCUUCGUCCCCCGGCAGGGACAAGACAUCCACCGAACCGCUGGACGAGGAGAAGGACGGACUGAAGGAGCAGCUGAGGCAUCUGGAGCUGGAGCUGGCACAGACCAAACUGCAACUGGUGGAGGCCAAAUGCCGCAUCCAGGAGCUUGAGCACCAGCGGGGAGUCCUGAUGAACGAGAUCCAGGCGGCCAAGAACUCGUGGUUCAGCAAGACCCUGGGCUCCCUGAAGAGCUCUAGCUCCUCUUCCUCCAGCUCCACAUCCCAGACCCCGUCCUCUCCAAAGGAGGGUCCUGCCUAGACGACCCACUCUCUCAUUCCCCUGCAGGAUGCACACUAGAGCUGAGGAACACAAGUUGAAGAAACAAGCGGUGGAGAAAUGCAGUAUUCCUUUUCCAGCCGGACUGCACUUAGCUGAAAAGAUGAGGGAGGUAACAGGCGGAGGAGGACUGGAACCUGCCACCUGAGUUUCAUGUAACGUUUACGUUUGAGUGAACUAAAACAUGUCUAUUGACCUUGGACAGGUGAUGGUGGGUCAUCAGUGAGGCUUGAAGUUGAUUUAAAGUCAAGUGGUCAUUGCUGACACUGUUUUGUUGAGUUCUCAUCAUAGGAAAACUGAAUUAACAUAAACAAUGGCAUCCCUCAUGUAGGUGAAUAAUUUAGCUCCCCCUUGUGGCCAGACAUCGCUGCUGCAGAGUUAUAGUCAUUUAAUCUGUGCGAGAUUAUGUUUUUAGGUAGUUGAGCAUUAAACCUGCAUUUACUGUUCUCUCAAUUUGGACAUUAUUUUCAAUGAUAGUGAUACAGCUACAGAUGCAGACAUAUUACAAGUUUACUGCAUAGAAUCAUAGUGAUCUACAUUAACCAUCUUCAGUGCACAGCGAGCCACAGCACUCUGAAAAAGGAAUACUGCAUUCAGUCUUGAACGAGAACAACACAAAAAGUUGUAUUUCUUUAUAGUAAUAUAACGUAAACAAUGUUGUCAUAUAAAUAUGUAUAACUAAUUAUUGAUUUUUGUAAUAAUCUUGUACAGUUCUUUAAGAGAAGAAAAAAAAACAAGGAAAGGUUCUUUGUUAAAUUUUUUUUUUACCAUUUGGAAUUUGAAUGUCAUCUCUCUAGAUGUUGACGUAAGCACAGUGUGUGAUCGAGCCGGUCGAGUCCAAACGCUGAAGAACCAAAGUGACAACCUGCGAAGAUCUUAAUGUUCCUACUGUUUACUUCAGUCACUUAAAGUGUGUAAUAUCAUUCUAAAUUCAUUGAUUAGAUUAGAAUUUAAAUCCCAGUUCCAGCUCAUGCCUGUAAGUAUUUAAUUGGCAAUUCAUUUUAUGAUCACUACAGAAAUGGGCUCUUUUCCCUUUCUGUGUCCGUUCUGUCCUUUUUUUAUACUUUCAAUUAUGAUUCAGUUGGAAUUACUAUAAUAACACAAAGCCACACAACUUCAGUGAUCACGUAAAGUCUCCAAAAGGGUUUUAAAUAAUGUGCAAGCUACAAGAUGACCUCUGUUGUAAAUGUUCCGUUUUCAAAAUAUCUUUUAAUUUAUCCGUUACUCUCGUUGUUUAAAGGUGCACCUCUGGUGUCUGCGAUCAGGCAGUUUAGUUUGAGAUAUCAGGGAUUUUCUGGCAUUUGUUCUUUUACAGACUGAAAAAAAUGUCUUCCACAGAGCCGGAUAAUCCGUCAGCACAUUAAAUGAGGUAACUCUAUAGUACAGCGUAUGCUCUAAAGUAUCUGUGACAUAGCACAAUUCAUUCCUAAAUAAAUGCCUAGCAUAACAUUAAUAAGCAAGAUUAAGUUACAAUAUUCCCCCGUCAUUGCCAAACAGUCCCACGGCCAUUUGCACAGCUGUGCCAACACCUUCUUUGCCCUUCGUCGGGUCAAAGCAACACACUUUUUAAUCAAUUCUUGACGCAGUAAAAACAGCAAAUCGUCCCCGUGUCCAUGGUGAGCUCUUGGCUGUGUUGCUCAGUGCUAACAUUUUAGUAUCAACUGUAAUGAAUGAUACCAGCCAACUAGUAGUUUCUUCAAAAGGGACAACUCAAAUCAGGUCUAAAGCUGGAUAGUAAGAGAUCUCAAAUGAUGUGCAGGUCAAUCUGGCAGUUUUCUUCAAGUGAGUAAAUUCAUAUACUGUAUGCUUGACAAAUGAAUGUCUCACUUAUAGUUACAUGGGACUACUAGCUACAAAGAUCAAACUGAAUACAUCACCUUCAUUGACUUAGAAACACUUGUACUUGUUGCUGUUUGCUAAUAUCUACAGUAAGUGUGAGGACCACAGCCAGUCAUUUAAAGACACAAGGAUGAUUUUGCUGUCUGUGUACUAAGUUGACAGAUACAACAUUUAGCCAAAAAGUCUGUUUUGCUUUAACAUGAAUGCAUGUUAGUGCUCUGUUACACCUCUUCUUAACUGGACGCGAUGCACACAAGCAUUAGAUUGUUUCCCGAUGGCGAUGUCCUAACUUGCUCCGUGCGUCAGCGAACAGGCAAAGCGACGUGUCAUUUGUUUGAAAAGGUUUCGCACACCUCUAACCUAUUUUCAUUGGUCAAAAUCAACGCGGACAGUAACUGACCGUUAAUCAAUAUCGUGCUCUCUAUGCGACAUCAUUCGUAGUAUAUCUGGACAAUUUUCGCCAGAGUUCGCUCGGUCGCUGUAUUUUAGGAAGAGGUGUUAGCAGGCAGAGAGCUGCAGCGUAGGUGCCAAAUGUCAUGCUUUAACUUCCACUCUGGUUGUCACUGAAAUCAGCCGUUGGACUCUGACCGAGCCCAUGUGUACUUGUUUGUGUGUGAAUGUGUUUUUGGAUGUGUGUAUGUACGUGUGUGUCCUGCACUGUAACUCACGUGGUUGAAGUUGAAACGGUUUCUUCUUCACGUGGCUGCCUUUUCUGUUGAUGACUGAAGCUGUUGGCUGAUGAGAGGGAAGCCAUCUGACAGUUUGAAAUGUCGGAGAGCGUCAGCUGUGCCAUAAGAGCCUCCCCUCUGCUCCGUCCCCAGUGGUCUUCCUUCAUGCUCCCAACGACCUGAACUAACCUCACCAACAACCACGUCGUCUGAUCCUCUUGACAAAUCUGAUCAAUAUCUUUAAUAUUUCAGCAGCCCAUUUGACACAUUUCCACCAGGGGCCUCCCAGUACGACCACUGUCCUCUCACUGGUGCCCACUGAGGAGCUCCACUGGAGGAAAUGCAUCAAUAUCAUAGAAAGGGAGAAUCAUUGAACCCCAUUUGUGUUUUUCAGGACAUUCCUUCUUCACUAUCUUGCAUCAUUCUUGUUGGUCACACCUGUGACGGUUACAGUACAAAGUCGUACAACCGGUUUAAUGUAAACUGUGGCCAAGUUGGAGAGAGCUCCUUGUCUUUUAUGUGCACUAACGCAACAUCAAUAUUUUAAACACUAUUUCAAGAUGUGCAUUUGUUUGUUUAAAAGUUAUCCUGAGCACAGAGCAUAAUUAUUUUUUAACUGAUGAUUAUUGCCGCGGAGAGGACAGCUGCCAAUUUAUAAUCCACUCUAAUUCAGUUAAUUUCAAUGAUGAUGCAAAAGCAGGCGGGGAGUCGGAUUAGAGGCGUGAUGUGUGUUGUGUAGUUUACAGUCCGCUGUAAUUCCACAGUCCUGUUACACAGCUACACUGUUACCUCAGCUGGUCCGACUCCAGCACUGUUUGCUGUACAGUAACUGUCUGACCUGCAUUAAUAAAUUUCAGUUUUCUCUUCA
Messenger RNA from Sebastes umbrosus (honeycomb rockfish), 6710 nucleotides. It is a transcript of the gene rabgap1l, whose product is annotated as RAB GTPase activating protein 1-like. The coding region runs from base 228 to 3317 and encodes 1029 amino acids. Lineage: Eukaryota; Metazoa; Chordata; Actinopteri; Perciformes; Sebastidae. The record is from RefSeq and is a predicted model, not a curated record. The transcript has 26 exons.